This is a messenger RNA of Danaus chrysippus (African queen), 2160 nucleotides long. NCBI's taxonomy places the organism in Eukaryota, Metazoa, Arthropoda, Insecta, Lepidoptera, Nymphalidae. The record is from the annotation of a GenBank genome assembly.
AUGAUGAACCAAUAUAUCAAAGAAUUGGAGCAGGAGCCUUUUGAUCCUGACGAAUUCGUCGAAAGGAUGGUACGUCGAAGUAUGCAGGAGUCUCGACUUACAGAUGAUCAGUUUGACCCUGAAAUGAUCCACGAUAUAUUUACUCAAGCUAUACAGGAUUUAAAGGUGCUACAAGAGAGACAGGAAAGGAAAUGUGCCAGACUGGAGCAAGCCGUUCAGGAAGAAGAGAAGCUUUAUGUAGCAAAACUUGCUGAAAUUAUGGAGCAGCAUACUCACUGUGUCAACGUCUUCAGUUCAUUAGAUGAGAGGAUGUCCCGCUGUGGUGGCAGGGCUCUUGAUAUAGGGGAAAAGCUGGGAGCAGCAAGAGCCCCGAGGGCCCGAGCAGCUGCGGCGAGAGAUCUUUUAUCACAUCUAGCCAACUUCUUAAGCCCUGGACCUGUAUUAACUGAUUUAUUCAAUGAUCCUACUAAGCUCAAUGAAGCUGCAGAUGUGAUACAAAAGCUGUACACAAUAUCUCAAGAAUUACCGCCAGAUAAAUUUGAAGUAGCCAAAAAGAAAAUAGAGGCAAAGUAUGAUGAAAUAGAACGCAGUUUAAUUGAAGAGUUUGUAAAAGCCCAGAACCAGGGAGAUGUAACGAAAAUGAAAGACAUAGCUAACAUUAUGACGAAUUUUAAAGGAUACUCUCAGUGUGUUGAUGCAUAUAUAGAAACAAGUCAGAUGAAUACGCUACUCGGUAAGGACAUAUUCUCAGCAGUGCUACCUUUAGCCAAGAAGAAUUACACUGUCAUAAGUAAUGUGUUCCCGAACCCAGACCAAGUCAUGAGCAAGUUUGUGCUUAAUAUUUUCCACCUCAAACUGCAAAAGUAUAUACAAACUAAACUUGCUGAUAAAGUUGACUUGGAAAAAUAUUUGAAGAACUUAUAUGAUACUUAUACAAGCACCCAAAAGGUUUACGAGGAGUUAGUUACUGCUAACCUGGUGUCAGAUGGAUCAUCCACAGGAGAUUUAAGGCGAGAGGCUUUAAUCAAUGGGUCCAUGGCUGGGGCUAGUGACGGAUAUCCCGCAUUAGAAAUACGGAGACUGAAGGCUGUUCUAAGUAAUGCCCUACAUGUGUAUUACAAUGACAAGCAGCACAUCAAGAAGCAAAUACAGGGUGGAGGUUUUCAAGAGCUGCGUCGCGAUCUACAAGCGGUGAUUGGUACCAGAGCGAAUAUAAACAUAGCCCAGAUAGAAAACUAUGGAGGAGAGACAUUUCUCAGCGAACAACUGGUUCAGAAGAUGCUGAAUGAUUCAAAGACAUCAUUCACGAGGUGCAAGACUCUCUGUACAGCCAACGAGCUUCAAACAACCACAAUAUCAUUAUUGGAUACUCUCAUACAGUACCUGCUUAUAGAACAUGUAGAUUAUGCUCUAGACUUGGGCCUACAGUCUAUACCUAUAGCAGAAAAUAAAUCCCCGCCACAGAUUUAUUUCUUCGAUAUAGUGAACCAGGCUAACAAAAUUGUCAAGAUGUUUGCUGAACAUUUCCAAGAAUCUGUGUUGCCCUGUUUGAGCAAACAAGGCGAGUGCAUCCAACGGAAGAACGCAGUGAUGGAACAGCUCGAAAGCAAGCUGGAUGCGGGGCUGGAGCGAGCUAUAUCAGCUAUCGUGGGCUGGGUCAAGCUGCACUUACAAACAGAACAGAGGAAAACUGACUUCAAGCCUGAGGGAGACAUCGAUACUCUAGCUUCUCCGGCGUGUCUAACAGUGGUGUCAUAUCUGAAUACUGUCCUGGACAAGCUCCACACUCAGCUCUGUGAUGAGAACCUGAGCGCCGUGAGUCUGGAGCUGGCUGUUCGUCUUCAUCGAGUCAUAUACGACCACCUACAGAACUUCCAGUUCAAUUCUGCUGGUGCUAUGAUAGCUAUAUGCGACGUCAAAGAGUAUCGUUCAGCGGUGUGCGGGCGCGGGGCGAGGGAGGCUCCUCCGCCGGCCGCCUCGUUGUUCGACACCUUACACGCCCUGUGUAACCUAUUAUUGGUGAAGCCUGAAAAUCUUCAUCAAGUCUGCGAAGGAGAGACGCUGGCGGAGCUGGAUCGCUCCAUUCUCCACAACUUCAUUCAACUACGCUCCGACUACAAAACCCAUAAGUUAUCAAGCUUUCUGAAGGGGCUCGCCUGA